AGUAUGAGACCACCUCAGACACUUCAGUCAGAACUAGAUCUGAAGGUCUCUGAAGCAACAUGGGUGCAGCUAUUAGCGAUAUUCAAAAAUCCUCCAACGAAGAAGUCAAGGAACAGAUUGCUUUAAUGCUGGAAAUGGCCUCUGCAAUAAUGAAGGGAGAAACAGCGUCUCUUGAAGGAAAGGCGUUCAAAGACAAGUCUUUGCCCAUUGUCGCAGUCGUAGAUCAGAAAAGAUCAUCUUCUAUGAACGCCUCGGCAGAGGCUUCUAAUCUUGGUGGUAAAGUUGAGAAUACCCUCAACAAACUGUUCUCUGGAAAUGUACUUGGCGCUUUAAAGACUGCUAUUACUAGUGGUCUAACUUUGUUCCUGGGAAAGGCGACCGAGGGACGAUCAGAAGCCAACCAGUUCCACGUCGUAUACCAAAACUGUGCAUUUUUGCGCAUUGACAUCUACUUCUACAAGUAUGUUUUCUCCUCCCAGGCGGUUAAAGAGGUUACAAGCGAUCUGUUCUGCUAUGUUUCUCAAGUUGGGGUAAUCGAUCCUAGAAAGAUGCACUCGCAGGUAGUUCUAUACGAGCUGGCAAAGUCUCUUCCUCUCGAGAAUAUUGAAGAAGCCAAAAAACAAAUGUUAGCAGAGACGGAGUUCGCAGGAGAUCUUUAUGACAACAUAAAGCGCUUGGCCGGUUACGCCCUCGAAGGAAAAAAAGGUGGAAGAAGGCCCCUCCUAAAAAGUGGAGAGGAUCAUGAACAAACGGAAGACGACGAAGAAUUCUAGAAAAAAAGAAAGCUGCGGAGCUAUAAAAAGAAAGUGCACCUUUCUUAGUCUUAACUUAGUAUAACCAAAUAUUAGAAUAUUCACGUAGUACAUAAUUAAGAUGUAUGUAACUCAGGAUCUUGAUGAUGUUUUGGUGGAAUUUUUCUGCUAGGAAUAAGGGGACUUUUAAACUAAAAUGCAGUUGUAUAACGAAGUAUCUAAUAAUGAUUGUAUGUAACUGAUCAUCUUAAUUAUCUUGGUAUUAUGGAUUGCCCCUUACCCUCUUGUAAGAACCUGCAUUUUAAGAACCUGUUUGCCAAAAAAAUAUCAAUUCAGUCGCCAUUUACAUAAGAAGCUAUAAAAUUAGGGAUAGUUUUUAAAAAAGUUCUUACAGAAAUUAACCUAAUAACAUCUUUAUGCAAAAAAAAAAAACAAAAAAACCCCGUCAAACCAUGUCAAACUGUUGUGAACUUCAACAUGUAUACACUUGUAAAUUUGGUAUAAAUAAUCAGUUUGAACCAUGACCUUCAUACAUAAGUAAUAAAUAACCUAUAUUAACAAGAGCAAAAA
Molecule: messenger RNA, 1322 nt
Organism: Exaiptasia diaphana
Lineage: Eukaryota; Metazoa; Cnidaria; Anthozoa; Actiniaria; Aiptasiidae
Exons: 1
Coding region: 60-773 (237 amino acids)
Source: RefSeq, a predicted model, not a curated record